Labrus bergylta (ballan wrasse) is the source of this 2707-nucleotide messenger RNA. RefSeq names its product cell surface glycoprotein CD200 receptor 1-A. Gene Ontology annotation, biological process: regulation of neuroinflammatory response. Gene Ontology annotation, molecular function: signaling receptor activity. Lineage: Eukaryota; Metazoa; Chordata; Actinopteri; Labriformes; Labridae. The record is from RefSeq and is a predicted model, not a curated record.
GUGGAAAGUAGUUUUGUGGAUGGGGGAAGAAGAAAAAGAAGAAGAAGGGAGGGAUUAGUUAGUCAGAUGUUUUUGAAUAUAUUCUUUUGUAUCAUAAAGGCUUGCCAAAGCAUUUUUGAGUUUAGUUCUGGAUGUGGUGGAGAACCCGUUCUUAUCUCAGAGCUUACACGGCUUCAAAAAGAGAAAAAGGAGAAUUAUCUACUUCAGUUAAAUGACAUGACAUCUCAUGUCAAAACCAGUUUGGUGUUAGUGUUCAGGAUUGAAGAUUAAGUGAAGGACUUUUUUUUAACUGGAGUGAGAGGACUAUAUGUUGACCAGUUUGCAGAGGAGCCAAAUCACAACAAGCGAUGGCGUACAUGAUGUGGAUAUAUGUCGUGGUUAUACUCAUAUUAUCUGAAGCGUGGGGCAAAGUGCCAGGAUCUAAUCAAAACACAUCUGUGAUCACCAGCACUUCUCCUCCUAAAGUUCAUGUUUACAGAAACGCAUUGUUCAACCAGGGAAGGGAUGUGAACCUGACAUGCAGCGAGAGGACAUGGAAUGAGACCUUUUAUAUAAUCUGGGAAAUAAAGCUGAAAAACAAAAUCUGUAAAAUAUCCUUUAACAGUGAUGGGGGAAGUGAAGACUCCUGCAAUGACGGGAAGUCACUUCGUAACACUUCCAGCUCUCAGUCAUACCUGCACAUCUCAAAAUUCUCAAAUAACGACGUGGGGGUCUACAAAUGCCAAUCGCCUUACCGAGGAGGAACCGUGGAUGUUAUCAUCAAUGUGAAUACGACAGUUUGUCCCACUGUGACUAUGAGGGUUAAACAUGAAGACAACAAGACGGUUGCAGUGUGCAAGGCUGAAAGAGGAUAUCCUGCCGCCAACAUCAGCUGGAACUUUGCUGGGAACUGGUCUGUGGACCCUGUUUCCACAGAAGACGGACUUCUUACAGUAGAGAGUCGUCUGUUACUCCCCGAGGGAACAGACGCAGAAAACAUUAACUGUGUCGUCAGGCAUCCCUGCUGGGAAGGGGAAAAGCCUUUCAGCCUAAACCACAUACAAGGUAAUGUUCCUUGGCUGCUCAUUCUUACUGUUAUGAUAAUCACUAUGUUGGUGGCGGGACUUUUAUUUAUUGCACAAAAGAAACUAAGAAUGUUGAGGCAAUGCCAGCAGUCUGACCCCUCCUCAUCCAAAUCUUCACCAACAGAGGAUGUGGAGGAAGUGCAGCCGUACGCCAGCUAUGUUCAACGAGUGAACUCUAUCUAUAACUCAUCUGCCGAUUUGUUCACAUAAGAUUCCACACGUUACACACGCUCGUUCAAAUGCUGCAUCUGCAAAUGCGUCUCUUUCUCAUUGUGAGAAACUGAAGGCUUUGAAACUGAGAUGUGUUGAAAUAGUAAAGAGAGAUGUGAAGGUGUGAUAAACUUUGAUAAAUAUGGAGCCUAAUGACUGAUGGAACAGGGGAUGUACCCAACAGCCUCAAACUGGCUCCAAAGCACAGUACAUAAAACCAGCACCCUGUGUGUGUGGGUGUCAAGAAGAACAUUAAUACUAAUGAACUGCCGUAUAACAGAGAAUAUCAUGUUCAGCUGGACACUGAUUCUACAAAAAGACAUUUCAUUGACUGCGAUUUUUAUCUUGUUUUUUAAAGAUAUUUUUGGGGCAAUUUUAGCCUUUAUUGGACAGGACAGCUGAAGAGAGACAGGAAUUGUUGUGAGGGGAGAGUUGGGGACGACAUGCAGCAAAGGGCAGGGGUCGGAUUCAAAAACUAAGGCUGCUGCGAUGGGGACUAAAGCCUCUGUUCAUUGGGGCGCGCGACUCAACCACUAGGCCAGCCGGCAGCCCUUUUAUCACAUAUUUAAGCACCGUGUGUGAAGAGUUGUUCAUCGUUUGUUUGUUAUAUCGCUGAGGUCAAAUUAUUAAAAGGGUUAAGAAAAGAAAAAACGCUGUUAUUUAAUGAUUCAAGAUAAUUUGUGUAUUAUUUAAAGUUCUCAUGUUGUGUCUUUAUUUAUGAUUCAGUAAACACAUUAAUCAAGAAUACACCAGAACACAUUCAUCUACAUCUAUUUAAGCUCUAAAAAAAAUAAAAACCUACAUUGAUAUUCAUCAAGAAAAUCAGGUGAUCAGAUUGACUUAUUUAUUUUUCAGAUGCUGAUCACACUGUAUGUUUGCAGUUUCAUAAGUGUGGGAAGCAGUUGGCCAUGUAACCAUUGCGUUCUUUUCCUUUCAUUUCUGCCUCUUUUUUUUUUACUGUGGUUACCAUUUAUAAGAAAUGAAGGGUCAAUGUGACUUUUCCAACCUUGUAAAUUUGAGUACAAAAGCAUGUGUUAGCUGUUUAUCAUCUUCAGUUUGUCAAAUGUGUGAUGAUAAACAUUACUGAGGUAAUGACUAUUUACACUUAAGUCUUUAUUGUAGUACUCUUACAAUGAGCAUAAACUCUCUGAUGAGAGGAAGAGGAAAUGGAAACUUUUAAUAUGAAGUGUUUCUGCCAAACAAUGUCUAUUCUUGGCAAGCUACAAAUGACAGAGCAACAAGUUGUAGUAAGUUUCAUUUUUAUUGUUGGGAGCUUGAAACCCUUAUUUAGUGCGUCGAUUUUAUGGUACUAUAUAAUGUGUUUCUUCACUGAGAUUUCUUCAGUUUGAUUUCUACAAAGGGACACUGUAGAGGACCACUAUGAUGUUUUAUGUACUUAAAUAAAGAGAGCACUUAAGCUGCUUUUUUUUGCA